This is a messenger RNA of Plasmodium gaboni, 4578 nucleotides long. RefSeq lists its product as hypothetical. The coding region runs from base 1 to 4578 and encodes 1525 amino acids. The transcript has a single exon. The record is from RefSeq and is a predicted model, not a curated record. Lineage: Eukaryota; Apicomplexa; Aconoidasida; Haemosporida; Plasmodiidae.
AUGGGGAAAAACAACCAUUUAAGUGAUUUAGUAAAAAAUGUUCAAUUUUUUGUUAGCACAUGUAGAGAAAAAAAUAAGAAAUUGAUGAGCAUGAGUAGUCUUGAGUUGUCAGAUGACGAAAUAUAUACAACUACAAUGAAUAUUCUAGAAGAUAAAAAAUAUGGGGAUAAAGAUGAUAAGGGUAAUUAUAUUGAAAAUAGUAGUAGCAUUGAAUUUUCAGAUGAAUUAAUGUAUGGUAUGUAUAAAAAAUAUUCUACUACCUUUAGUAAACAAUUAAAAAAAACGUAUACUGAAGAUGAUUAUUAUAGGAAAUUGUUGAAUAAUUUUGAAAAGGAUAAGAUAAAGAGGUCUAUCGAUCUUAAAGGAAAUAAGAAUAAUGUAGAAGGUAUGUUUGAUAGAGCAAUUGGAAUAGAUAAUGAACAGGUUGUUUCAGCAAAUAAUAGUAGUAACCAUAAUGUUAGUAGUAACCAUAAUGUUAGUAGUAACCAUAAUGUUAGUAGUAACCAUAAUGUUAGUAGUAACCAUAAUAUUAGUAGUAACCAUAAUAUUAGUAGUAACCAUUAUAGUAGUAGUCAUAACAGUAUCUGUAGUUUAAGACUAGAAAGGAUGAAAGAAAAAAUGAAACAAAAAAAAAUAGAUGAUAUGAAAAAUGAAAUGAGAGAAUACGAUUUACAUUUAUUGAAACUAUAUAAUAAAUUAGAAAGUAAUGAAAGAAAAAGCAAAUUGCUAAAUAAAAGGAAAAAUAUAUCUUCCCAAAAAAUAAAUAAUAAGACAAAUAAUACAAAUAAUACAAAUAAUAUAAAUAAUAUUAUAAAAUAUAAAGAGAAAAAAAGAAAACAUCCUAAAAUAAGUAUGGAUACAUAUAAUUCAGAAAUGUUAAAGAUGAAAAGUGAAAUAAUAUUAAGAAGAAAUAGUACAAUCACAAAUAAAAUAUAUAAAAACAGUAAUAAGAAAAAAAGAGAAAAGAAAGAUCAUAAUACUCAUAUUAAUAGUAAUGAUAAUAUGUAUGUAACCUAUAAUUGGCGACAAGAUAAAAAAAAAAAAAAUGAUUAUAUGGAAUCCCAAAGUAGUGAAGUUAAAAAAGACAAAAAAAAAAAAAAAAAAUUCAAAUGUAAAAACAAAAUCAAUAUAACAAAAAUGGAAGAAAAGAAUGAAGGAGAAAAAAGUCAAAUAAAAUAUUCCUUUUCAGAAAAUAUGAGAAAAAAAAGUUCGAAAAAUUCAUUUUUUUCUCUUGGGAGUAAAAGGAUGUCUAAGUUUUAUGGUACUACAUCUUCUUCGAAAAAGACACUAGAUGAAAAUGAACAGAUAUUUUUUGACGAAAGGUUAUUAUUAAAUAGAUUAAAUAAAAAAAAAAAUGAUGGAGUAUACGACAUUGGUUGUAUGUAUAUAAAUAAUGAAGAUGUGAGUGUUAAAGGUUCCAACGAUUUAUUUGAUAGUAUUAAAAGAAAAACAAAAAAAAUGGAAAAAAUAGAAAAAAUGGCAGAAAUGACCAAAAUGACCAAAAUGACAAAAAAAACAAAAAAUUUAAAAAAGACAAGUGAGAGAAAAUUUAAUAAUUCUGUUAGCGGUAUUAUGCAAAAUAGUAAGAAUAAAAACAAUAUGAUAAAUAUUUACAAUAAUAAUAAUAAUAGUAUGGUAAAUAAUUAUAAUAAUGUGAUAAAUACUUAUAACAAUGUAGUAUAUAAUAAUUACUAUAAUUUGAAUAGAUCUAAAAUUCUGAAGGAUCAAUUUAAUUCAUUCAAUGAUAAUAGAGAAAACAUCGAUGAUUACAAAAGUAUGAUGAAUAAAUUAGAAGGUAAAGUAGAAAAAAAUAAGAAAAGAAAUAAUUCUUAUAUUGAUAAUAUUAUAAAAAUAAUAAAUUGUUUGGUUGAUGAAUAUGUCCCCAAAUUAAUUGAUAGAUAUGAAUAUUAUGUAAAUACGUUAGAUGAAAAAAACAAAUUAUUAAAAAUAAAAAUAAAAGAUUCCCUAGAUUUUGGAGACAUACAAUAUGAGGAGAUACGCGAAUUAAAAUCUCAGUUAAUUCAAAAAAAUAAUAAAAAUAAAAAAUUAAAUGAUACAAUAGAUAUGUUAAAAGAUAAGUUAUCAUAUAUGAAUGAAUUGGAAUCUAAAAAUUUUGAAUACCUGGACGAAAUUGUUAUGUUAAGAAAUAGAGUUACUUAUUUAGAAAAAAUAAUUGAAGAUAAUGAUCAAUCCAAAGAAUCGGUAGAAAUUAAAAGAAUACGUAGGAAUUUAAAAAAUAUAUAUAAAAAGAUGAAAAGUGAAAUGAGAUAUAUAAUAAAUUUUAAAUACAAAAAUGAUAAACGAUAUAAAAAGAAGAAAAAAAGGUUCUCUCUAUAUAAAUUGUUGUCUAUAAAUGAUAAGAUGGAACAAUAUAAUAUGGAAUAUAAGAAGGAUGAUAGAAAUAAGAAUGAAAAGAAUAUAGCGCAUAUGUGUUAUAUGAAGGAAGGACAAGUGAGUAGCAAAGGAAUAUUAGAUGAUGAUCAAAUGUUUUGUGUGGAAGAAAAAAGGGACGACCCACCAAACAAUGAAAAUGAUGAAAAUGUUAAAAAUGAUGAAAAUGUUAAAAAUGAUGAAAAUGUUAAAAAUAGUGAAAAUGUUAAAAAUAGUGAAAAUGUUAAAAAUAGUGAAAAUGUUAAAAAUAGUGAAAAUGUUAAAAAUGAUGAAAAUGGCAAAAAUGUUGGGAAGAAUUAUAUACAUUUUAAUAAACAAGUGGAUACAACCGAUUUGUCAUAUCAUCAUGAUAAUUUAAGAAUUGACAACUGUGAGGAAGAGAAGAAAAUAUCAUAUAACGUUUUAAAAAAGAGGAUGAAAGAUAUUACACCAAAUAAUUUUAAACUAGAACAAGAUGUUAAUGAUAUCCAGUUGAAUCAUAAAAAGGUGGGUACAUUGCUAUUGCCUACAGUGCAGUUAUGUAAUAGUAAUAUAAUUAUGCCUAUAGAAGAUAUUAAAAAAAAUAAUUCUUUACAAAAUAGAGAUGAUAUACUAACAAAUAAAAUAAAGUAUCCUAUUGAUAGAGAUUCUUUAGUUUAUUUGUAUUCUUCACAUCCCAUACCAGUCGAAAGUUAUCCAUACUAUCAUUAUUAUUAUAGUAAUAUACAUGAAAAGAAGAAACAAAAAAUAGAUAUAAAUAUAAAUGUGGACAACAACCUGUGUGAUAACAUUUCUUGUUGUAUUAAAGGAGGAGGAGAGAGAAAAAAAAAGAACGUAAGAAAAUUCUUAAGUAUAACUAUUCCAGAGGAACAGGAUUUAAAAAAAAAAAAAAAAAAAAAAAUAAAUAAAAUAAAAUAUAUUUAUAAUAAUGAAACCAUGAAUAAUCAUAAAAUUAUUAGAACAAAAGAUUUUCAAUUAAAAGAUAUGGUUAAAAAACAGGAAUAUAAACAAAGAAAAAUAAACGGUCCUUAUAAAUAUUAUAAUGUGAACAAAAGAAAGAAAGAUUUUUUAUUUUUCAUGAAUGCAUUAAGAAGGAAUGAUAUAUUAAGUUAUAAUAAAAAAUGUAAAGAUAUUUAUGAUAAUCACAAACUUGCUCUUGAUAAAAAAUGUUUAGAUAUGAAAAAUGAUUUAAAGAGAAAACAUUUUUAUAAGCAAUGUUUGGAUCUCAGUAUGAAUAAAGAUAAAUAUGAUUAUAAUGUAAGUGAUAAUAAUAUAUAUCAUGGUAGUACUGUAUAUUGUAAUGAUGAUAUACAUUUUGAAGGGAAGGACAAAUACAACCAUAAUAUAAAUUACAACAACAAUAUAAAUUACAACAAUAAUAUAAAUUACAACAACAAUAAUAGUUAUAAUAAGAAUAAAAAUAAUUAUUGUUAUUAUAAUAAUUUUUGUUGUGAGAGACAGGCUAAUGUAGGAUCGGCAUUAUCCUUGAAUAUUAUACCUUAUGAAAAGGUCGAGAUAAAUGGAUUAAUAAAAAAAAAUAAAAAAAAAAGUAAAAAUAACAAUAGCAUUUGUCGUUUUGUAUCUUUUGACUGUUGUUUUAAUAUAAAUAAUACGUCAAAGAAAAAAAAACGAAACGUUUCUUGGGAGAGCACAAGAAGUAGUAGUCAUGAAGGUGAGGAGCGAAUGAAAGGGGGGUCAGAUUAUAGCAAUAUAUUAUUUUAUAAAAAAUAUGAUGAAAAGGAUGAAGAUAUAUUUGUGCAACAUGAUUAUAGUAAUGCAUAUAAUUCAUGUGGAGAAGUGGAUAUGACCAGCACAAAUUAUAAAAAUAAAAUAAUAAAAUAUAACAAUAAUGAUGAUAAUGAUAAUAAUAAUAUUAAUAUUAAUAAUUGUAUAUAUAAAAUGAUUGAUAAUAGUAUGGAUGAGAACCCAUUAUUAUUUCCAAGCAAUAUUGUUCUCUCCAAUAAUUUCUUACCACAUGUAAGAGAUCAUAAUAAAAAAGAAGCAACUACCACAUUACAAACACAAACACAAACACAAACACAAUGGAAUGUUAAGAAACCUUUCGACUAUACAGGUAAAAAUACAUUUCGUUAUUAUAAUUUAUUUCAUCAAUAUUUAGAUAUAAAUAGAAAGAAUUACAAAAGGAUAAAUGAAUAUCUGCUUAAGAACUUUGCAUACACAUCUGAUAUACCUAGAGGUGGAAGUUAA